Molecule: messenger RNA, 7115 nt
Organism: Panthera uncia (snow leopard)
Lineage: Eukaryota; Metazoa; Chordata; Mammalia; Carnivora; Felidae
Gene: EGF
Product: epidermal growth factor
Exons: 24
Coding region: 474-4115 (1213 amino acids)
Molecular function (GO): calcium ion binding
Source: RefSeq, a predicted model, not a curated record
AGUCAUUCUACUUUUCAUAAAGAGAAACUGUUUGGGGAGCAAUCCUGUCUCUGUAUUUCUCCCUUCAGCCUCAUCAAGGGUCGUUGUUGGAACUUUCCAUCACUUCUUUCCUUUUCUCUCUCUCUAGCCGUUGCCUACACUGCUCUGCCUAUCAUAGCGAAGUCAGCUGCAGGCUUCCAGAGUGUGGCUGUUCAACUGCGAAAUUUGUCAUAAAGUUGUCAGGCAUUUCUUAGGGACUUGGACUUCCCAAAAACAUAGAGAAAGAAAUCUUUCCCGGAGUGUCCCUUUCAGGCUGUCUUGAGUUGAAGGAGACAGAACUGGAGGACUACAGCAAAACAGCGGAUUAAAAGAUGCCCCAGGGCUGCAGGCCAAGCCAGGGGGACACACUUGGGGUCAGACGGACUGACUUUGCCCGGGCUAUGCUCGAACAAAGUCAAGUUAUUUUCUAUUGAAAGUUCAAGCCCAUCAAGAUUAUGCUGCUCUUCCUUAUCAUUCUGUUGCCAGUAGUUUUUAAAUUUAGUUUUGUUAGUCUCUCAGUACUGCAAGGCUGGGACUGUUCUGAAGGCUCUUCCUCAGGAAAGGGGAAUUCUACUUGUGUGGGUCCUGAACCCUUCUUAAUUUUCUCCCAUGGAGGCAGUAUCUUUAGGAUUGACCUGGACGGAACGAAUUAUGAGCAGUUGGUGGCUGAUGCUGGUGUAUCAGUGAUCAUGGAUUUUCAUUACUAUAAGGAAAGACUCUAUUGGGUAGAUCUAGAACGGCAACUUUUGCAAAGAGUUUUUCUGAAUGGGACAAGGCAAGAGACAGUAUGCAAUAUAGAGAAAAAUGUUUCAGGAAUGGCAAUAAAUUGGAUAAAUGAAGAACUUAUUUGGUCAAAUCAACAGGAAGGAAUCAUUACAGUAACAGACAUGAAAGGAAACAAUUCCCGUGUUCUCUUAAGCGCCUUAAAAUAUCCUGCAAAUGUAGCAAUUGAUCCAGUAGAAAGGUUUAUAUUUUGGUCUUCAGAGGUGGCUGGCAGCCUCCACAGAGCAGAUCUCAAUGGUGUGGAAGUGAAGAUUCUGUUAGAGACGUCAGAAAGAAUAACCGCUGUGUCACUGGAUGUGCUUGAUAAACGGCUUUUUUGGAUUCAGAACAGUAGAGACGGAAGCAAUUCUUAUAUUUGUUCCUGUAAUUAUGAUGGAGGUUCUGUGCAUUUUAACAAACACCUUACGCAGCACAGUUUGUUUGCAAUGUCCCUUUUUGGUGAUCGUAUCUUCUAUUCAACAUGGAAAAAGAAGACAAUUUGGAUAGCUAACAAACACACUGGGAAGGAUAUGGUUAGAAUCAACCUCAAUCCAUCAUUUGUACCAUCUGGUGGAAUCAAAGUAGUGCAUUCACUUUUACAGCCCAAGGCAGAGAGUGAUGCUUGGGCACCUGGUCAGAAACUCUGCAAGCUGAGGAAAGGUAACUGCACAGGCAGCAUGUGUGAGCAAGACUCUAAGUCCCAUUUGUGCACGUGCGCGGAGGGGUAUACUUUAAGCCCAGAUGGAAAGCACUGUGAAGAUGUCAAUGAAUGUGCCUUUUGGAAUCAUGGCUGUACUCUUGGGUGUGAAAACAUUCCUGGAUCUUAUUAUUGCACAUGCCCUGUAGGAUUUAUUCUGCUUCCUGAUGGGAAACGGUGUCAUCAAUUAAUUUCCUGUCCAAGCAAUACAUCUAAAUGUAGCCAUGACUGUGUUCUGACAUCAGAUGGUCCCAUAUGUUUCUGUCCUGAAGGCUCAGUGCUUGAGACAGAUGGAAAAACAUGCAGUGGCUGUUCAUCACCCGAUAAUGGUGGAUGUAGCCAACUCUGCCUCCCUCUUAGCCCAGUAUCCUGGGAAUGUGGUUGCUUUCCUGGGUAUGACCUACAACUGGACAAAAAAAGUUGUGCAGCAUCAGGACCACAGCCAUUUUUGCUGUUUGCCAAUUCUCAAGAUAUUCGACAUGUGCAUUUUGAUGGAACAGAUUAUGGAUCCCUGCUCAGCCAGCAAAUGGGAAUGGUUUUUGCCCUUGAUCACGACCCUGUGGAAAAUAAGAUAUAUUUUGCCCAUACAGCCCUGAAGUGGAUAGAGAGAGCUAAUAUGGAUGGUUCUCAGCGAGAAAGGCUUAUUGAGGAAGCAGUAGAUGUGCCAGAAGGUCUUGCCAUAGACUGGAUUGACCGUAAAUUCUACUGGACAGACAGAGGGAAAUCUCUCAUUGAAGGGAGUGAUUUAAAUGGAAAGCAUCGUGAAAUAAUCAUCAAGGAGGAGGUCUCUCAGCCACGAGGAAUUGCUGUCCAUCCAAUGGCCAAGCGAUUAUUCUGGACUGAUAUGGGGAUUAAUCCACGAAUUGAAAGUUCUUCCCUUCAAGGCAUUGGCCGACGGGUUAUAGCUAGUUCUGAUCUGGUCUGGCCCAGUGGAAUAACGAUUGAUUACUUAACUGACAAAUUGUAUUGGUGUGAUGCCAAGCAGUCUGUGAUCGAAAUGGCCAAUCUGGAUGGUUCAAAACGCCAAAGACUUGCCCAGAACGAUGUAGGUCACCCUUUUGCUAUAGCUGUGUUUGAGGAUCACGUGUGGUUCUCUGAUUGGACUAUGCCAUCGGUAAUAAGGGUGAACAAGAGGACUGGCAAAAAUAGGGUACGUCUCCGAGGCAGCAUGCUGAAGCCUUCAUCACUGGUUAUAGUUCAUCCAUUGGCAAAACCAGGAUCAGGUCCCUGCUUACACCAAAAUGGAGGCUGUGAACAUAUUUGCAAAGAGAGGUUUGGAUCUGCUCAGUGUUUGUGUCGUGAAGGUUUUGUGAAAGCCCCAGAUGGGAAAAUGUGUCUGGCUCUCAAUGGCCAUCAGAUACCACCAGCAGUAGGUAGUGAAGCAGAUCUAAGUAACCAAGUAACACCACUGGAUGUCUUAUCCAGGAAUAGAGGAUCUGAAGAUAACAGUACAGAAUCUCAACAUAUGCUAGUGGCUGAGAUCAUGGUGUCAGAUAAUGACGACUGUGGUCCUAUAAGAUGUGGUACAUGGGCUCAGUGUGUUUCAGAAGGAGAAAAUGCCACAUGUCAGUGUUUGAAAGGAUUUACUGGCGAUGGAAAACUAUGUUCUGAUAUAAAUGAGUGUGGGACAAGCACCACCGUUUGCCCUCCCACCUCCUCCAAGUGCAUCAACACUGAAGGCGGCUACGUUUGCCAGUGCUCAGAAGGCUACCGGGGAGAUGGGAUUCACUGUCUUGAUAUUGAUGAGUGCCAGUUGGGCAUACACACCUGUGGGGAAAAUGCCACCUGUACAAAUACAGAGGGAAACUACACCUGCAUGUGUGCCGGCACCCUGUCUGAACCUGGACAGAUAUGUCCUGACUCUACUCCUCCUUCUGUUCUCAUGGAGGAGGGCCGCUAUUCUGUGAGAAACAGUUACCAGGAAUGCCCCCCAUCCUAUGACGGGUACUGCCUCUAUAACGGUGUGUGUAUGUAUAUUGAAGCAGUGGACAGAUACGCAUGCAACUGCGUUUUUGGCUAUGUUGGGGAGCGAUGUCAGCACCGGGACUUGAAAUGGGAACUGCGCCACGCUGGCCAAGGGAGACAGCGGCAAGUCACUGUGGUGGCCGUCUGCGUGGUGGCGCUCGUCUUGCUGCUGCUGCUGGGGCUGUGGGGGGCGCACUGCUACAGAACUAAGAAGCUACCAUCAAAAAAUUUGAAGAAUCCUUAUGAAGAGUCGAGCAGAGAAGUUAGUAGGCCUACAGACAGCGAGGCAGGGAUGGCCUCUUGUCCCCAACCUUGGUUUGUGGUUAUAAAGGAACACCAAAAUCUCAGGAAUGGAAGUCAAUCUAUGGCCCUCAAGGACAGUGAGGCAGCAGAUGUUAGCCAGUUUUCCUCUCGGGAGACAGGGUCAGUGCAACUGCCAUCACGGAGAAAUGAACCCCAGGUGUACAUGGGCGGAGAGCAAGGCUGCUGCAUUCCACCAUCCAGUGAUAAAGGCUCUGGUCCCCACGGAAUGCAGUGGGGUUUUCAUCUCCCUUCCUGUGAGGCACAGCCCAUUGCUCUGGGGGUUGAGAAGUCACAAUCUCUCUUGUCAGCAAACCCCAUAUUGCAACAAAGGGCCUCAGAUCUACCACACCAAAAGAAGCUGACUCAGUGAACACUGGAAUUGAAAGGAAGGUCAAGAGGUAUAAACUGUAUUGAUAGACAGUAAUAUUUCACUUCAAAAAGUAUAGAGAAAAUACAGAUUUUGGUUUCACAAUCUCUGCCACUAAUCACCUACUCAGUAUCCUGGAGACAAAUAGGUAGUUGUGCUUUUGUUUCUUCCUCCAAGCAGUCCGUUGCAGAUUUUCAAGUAAGAGUCACAGUGAGAAUCACUAGGUAACUCAUUUGAAACCAAAGUACAUAGUGCUUGGUACACUGUGUUGUCUUCAAUAGUCAAUGCAGAUAGAUAUUUUUUUUCUCUGCAGCCCCAGAAGAAAUCUGGGGUUAAAGUAGGCAAACACACUGGCUCGGUCAGUUGUAAGGUAAUUCCUUUUAUCUGGACAGAACAUUUGGCUCAAUCUCAUAAGAUGAUUAGAAUAUUAAAAUUACUGGUAUGAUACAUUGUGGGCAUUUAACUUAUCAUUGGUGUGGUCCAUGCUGGUAAUCUCACAGAAUGAAAUUUUAAAACCAAAUCAAAAAAUGUACCAACUGAGAAUCUGAUUUCUUCAGAAUUAGUUGGCUUAUGUUUUCUCUUUUAAAAUCUUUGAAUGAAAAUAUUUUAUUUUAAAACAUUACCCAAGAGACAUCGGUGUUUCUCAAGCAUUGCUAUCCUUUCCCCAUGGAAUUUUUUUCAAUGAAAAUGGUAAAUUUUUCCUUCAUGCGUUUGCACAGAAUUUUUACCUUUUUCAAAUAUGAGAUUGUAAGCAAAUUUCCAGAUUUAUUUUCAUUUUGAACAAUCAAUCUCUACUAAUUAUUUAAAUAAAAUCAUUAUAAACAUAAACAUCUUAUUGUAUUCCUGGUUAAGCAAUAAAUUAUAGUCUAAGGGAUAUUAGAGUUGAACCAAAGUGAUUUGCCAAGCUUCCUAUUUUUACACUUCUAAAAAUAAUUUUGAAAUCUAUCAUUGUAACUUUAUAAAGUAAAACUACACAACGUUUUCUAAUUAAAUCUCAUUCUUGUAGCUAAGACAUUGUUACUACCAUUAUACAACCUGAUACAGUAAGUGUAGACUGUUUAGGCUUUUGGAUUAUUGUGUUAAUGCAUUAGCUAAUCCGUUUGCUUAUCUUUUCUUGUGUUUCUCUUCAACUCCUUAGACUUUGGUUAUACCGGAAGUCAGAAUAAAAAGGAGCUGAAGCACAACUCUUUGGGUAGAUACUUAGAUAUUUUGGUAAAGAUUUGGUGGUGAGGAGGGUAACUUAGAUAAUUGUUCAGUAUGAUCCCUCUUCCAGUUAAUUCAGAUUUUUCUGUACUCCGUAUUAAGUUUUGCUUUAAUUGACAGCCAGUACCCUGAAGGAUCAUAAGAUCUAUUUUUUUUUUCCUAAUGAGUGAAAUGACCUCAGAAAACAAUACUCAGAAUGUUCCCAAUUAUGAGGAAAUUAUAUUCCUAAGUGUGAAUCCUAUUUCUCUUCCAAAAGUGAGCAUUUCUGAAGCUUUAAAGGUAUAGAGUAUACAUUUUUAAAAAUUUUUACUAUCUCUUUUAGGAUUUCAAUGAUAACUAAAGAGAUGACAUGAGACCACCAUAGCUCAUAACAUAACAUUACCUUUGAACCAGAAAACCCUUGUUUCCUUCAAGGUUUUCAGUGAACCUGAUUCUUCAUAAAUUGGGAGCAUGUGAAGUCCUGAACCAGGCUGUAACAUUGGCUCCCUGGUCAGAUUAAAGAAAAAAUGUUCUUUAAUCAACAAGUCACCAUGAAGAGAUGGCUUCUUUUCUUGUGGUUCCACUUUUCUACCAGAAAUAUCCUAUUUUAAAAACUUAUGUUUAGAAAAGAGCAUUUUCAUCUAAGAUGUUUGAUUUGCAUUUUUUCCCAGACUAUUUUUAUUUCUUGACUCUUACGAUCUCAUUGGGCACAAUGCCUGAUUGUGAUUCUAUUUGACUAAAUGUCGCCUACUACAUAUAAAAUGAGCCUUCUGCCCUCUUUUUCUAGCAUCUAAUGAAGGCUUAGUACCCUAUAUUGUUUUAAAACCAUAUUGUUCCAGUUUCACCUAUUAGCCUUGAUUUCCAACUCAUAUCAUUUUCAUAUGAGUAAAUGAUUAUUGUGUGAUAAUUGAAAAUGUGUUAAAAGCACUAAAUAAUAAAUCUUUAAAAAUAAUUUUGGAAGAAAAGGAAAAUACUUAGUCAUUUGAGUAGCUGUGAUAGGCAAGAUGUUGUUUUGUUUUACUUUUUCUUUCUUUUUUCAAAUCUUUAAAUGAGAAACCCUAGUUCUAUGCAUUGAUUCAUCUUGAGCUCUUCAAAUUUGGACAUGCCUGAAGCAGAAAGUACUUCCCCAUUUGGAACUUCAUAGGACUUCUGUAGCUAGUAGCCAUAUGCUAGCAACAAUAUAGCUCGAUAGGAAAAUAUGUGAUAAAACAUUUAGUAUUAUGUUAAUCAUGCAUAUAUGUGAAACAGAGACUUUAAGGAAGCAUAUAAAUUACAAAACAAACCACCUAACUGGUGGUCAUAUAUUUUUUUUCUUCUGCAGUGAAUAUUUGGCCAUUCUGGCAUGAUUCAAUUCCAUUUCUGGUGGGCCAGUAGAAAAUGAAGAUGUGCCCACUCAACAAUUAAGCCUGCAGGAUGCAUUCUUUUUUUUUUUUUUUUUUUUUUACUAAUACCAGUUAGUAAACAUACAGUGUUAUGUUAGUUUCAGGUGUACAAUAUAGUGAUUCAACACUUCCAUACAUCACUCUGUCCUCAUCACAAAGGCACUCCUUAAUCCCCACCACCUAUUUAACCCUUCCCUCCACCACCUCCAAACAUCAGUUUGUUCUCUAUACUUAAGAGUAUAUUCUUGAUUUGUCUCUCUUUCCUUCCCCCCCCUUUGCUCAUUUGUCUUGUUUCUUUAAUUCCACAAAUGAGUGAAAUCAUACGGUAUUUGUCUUUCUCUGACUGAUUUUUUGCUUAUCAUUAUACUCUCUAGCUCCAUCCAUGUUGUUGCAAAUGGCAAGAUUUCAUUCUUUUUUAUGGCUGAAUAAUAUUCCAGUG